CCCUCCCCCACCCCAAAUUUCCGCUUUUUUUGGGUUUUUUUUUUGGGGUUCGGCCGGAGGAGCCGCGAUGGAGCCCCGAGAGCUGCUGGUGGUGCUGGGGACAGCCCUGCUGACCGCUGCGCUGGACCUGGAGAGCCCCGAAGUGUUUCCGGGGGGUUCCGGGAGCGGCUUCGGGGUCAGCGUGGCCGGAGUGGGCGGCGGGGACAGGAGCUGGCUGUUGGUCGGGGCUCCCCAUGCCGGGAGCGGCUCCGGGGCCGUUUUCAGCUGCACCUUCGGCUCCGGAACGUGCCGGAAACUGCCGCUGACAGGACCCCCCGGCGUGAACCAAUCCCGGCUGGGGCUGGCGAUGGCGGCCGGAGACGACGCGGCGCUGGUGUGCGGCCCCAUCGCGCCUCAGGUCUGCGGGGUCAAUGUCCACCUCAACGGCUUCUGCGUCCAGCUGGACACCGAACUCCGGCCGGUCCGGAGCUUCCCGGAGACCAUCCCAGAGUGUCCCAAGACCGCGCUGGACAUCGCCAUCCUGAUGGACGGCUCGGGCAGCAUCGCUGACCACGACUUCCGGACCAUGAAGACCUUCAUCGCCGAGGUCAUGCGGCGCUUCCGCGACGUCGACGCGCAGUUCUCGCUGACGCAGUUCUCCCACGCCGUCAAGCACCACUUUGACUUCAGCGACUUCCGGAAGGUUCCGGACCCGGCGCGGCUGCUCCGGACGGUCCGGCAGCUCAACGGCGCCACCUACACGGCCACGGCCAUCCAGAGGGUGCUGCAGGAGAUGUUCGUGUCCGGCCGCGGCGCUCGGGCCGGGGCGCGCCGUGUCCUGGUGGUGGUGACCGACGGUGAGAAGUUCGAUGACCCCCUGGACUACUCAGAGGUCAUCCCGCUGGCCGAAGCCAUGGCGGUCACUCGCUACGCCAUUGGGGUGGGCAGCGCCUUUGGGCGGCCGCAGGCGCACCUGGAGCUGCAGGUGAUCGCGUCCGGCCCCACCCAUGGGUGCCCCUCUCACCUGUGGGUGCCCCCCCCUCACCUGUGGGUGCCCCCCUCACCUGUGGGUGCCCCCCACCCAUGGGUGCCCUCACCUGGGCAGGUGGGCAGCGCCUUUGGGCGGCCGCAGGCGCACCUGGAGCUGCAGGUGAUCGCAUUGAACCCCACCCAUGGGUGCCCCUCUCACCUGUGGGUGCCCCCCUCACCUGUGGGUGCCCCCCACCCAUGGGUGCCCUCACCUGGGCAGGUGGGCAGCGCCUUUGGGCGGCCGCAGGCGCACCUGGAGCUGCAGGUGAUCGCGUCCGGCCCCACCCAUGGGUGCCCCUCACCUGUGGGUGCCCCCCCUCACCUGUGGGUGCCCCCCACCCAUGGGUGCCCUCACCUGGGCAGGUGGGCAGCGCCUUUGGGCGCCCGCAGGCGCACCUGGAGCUGCAGGUGAUCGCGUCCGACCCCA
This is a messenger RNA of Taeniopygia guttata (zebra finch), 1435 nucleotides long. Lineage: Eukaryota; Metazoa; Chordata; Aves; Passeriformes; Estrildidae. The record is from RefSeq and is a predicted model, not a curated record.